AUGCGGGACCUGCGGAAGAAGGAAAAAACUGGAGGAAGCGGCGGGUCGGCGCUGGGAAAGACGUUGAGCAUCCAACGCUUGGAUGUCUGCAGCGACAGCUCAGUGGCCGAAUGCAUCGGCAGCAUCCCGGGGGGGCGGGUGGAUGUCUUGGUGAAUAACGCCGGCGUGGGGCACGUGGGGCCGGUGGAGAGCGUCAGCGUGGAGGAGAUGAAGCGGAUUUUCGAGACCAAUUUUUUCGGGGUGGUGAGGAUGGUCAAGGCGGUGCUGCCCGGCAUGAAGGCGCGGCAGAGCGGGCACCUCGUGGUUGUCAGCAGCGUCAUGGGGCUGCAGGGCAUCGUCUUCAACGAUGUCUACGCCGCCUCCAAGUUCGCCGUCGAGGGCUUCUGCGAGAGCCUGGCCGUGCAGCUGCUGCAGUUCAACAUUUUCGUUUCCAUGGUGGAACCGGGUCCCGUCAACACGGACUUUGAGCAGAAGCUGAUGGAGGAGGUUUCACGCUCCCAGUUUCCCGGCACCGACCCGGCCACCCUGCGGUAUUUCAAGGAGGUCUACCUGCCCGCCGCCCACCAGAUCUUCGCCACGCUGGGGCAGAGCCCCGACGCUGUGGCAGAGGCCAUCGUGGCGGUGAUCGCAGCCCGGCGGCCGGCUUUCCGCACCCAAACCAACCGGCUCUACACGCCGCUGGUGGCCCUCAAGUACGCAGAUCCCUCGGGGGACCUCUCCGUGGGGACCUACUACCGCCUGCUCUUCCGCAACGGCCCCCUCUUCCACUUCUGCAUGGGCGCCCUGCGCUGCCUCACCUGCGGCUGCUUCCGACGGAGGGUCACCCCCGUCUGAGCGGGGAGACCCCCCCCAAAGGGGAGCUCGGUCCCUGGGUGGUGGGGAGGGGGUGACAGCUGCAGCCCCCCACCCCCCAGCGUUGCUCGUGGCAGGAUAAAAAGGUGGGCACCGGGGGCUGGAUACACCCCCUGGGGUGCCAGAGCUGGAAGUGGGGGGGGUGUCCCCCAGCAGGAUUGAACCCCGGUGGGGCUGAGCCUUCUGAUGGAUGGGGAAGAGGGGGGGGGGGGGUUGG
Falco peregrinus (peregrine falcon) is the source of this 1069-nucleotide messenger RNA. RefSeq names its product retinol dehydrogenase 8 (gene RDH8). NCBI's taxonomy places the organism in Eukaryota, Metazoa, Chordata, Aves, Falconiformes, Falconidae. Gene Ontology annotation, molecular function: oxidoreductase activity. The record is from RefSeq and is a predicted model, not a curated record.